CCUGUCUCUGUAUGGGGCUACACGGGCGGAACCCAGCGCGGCCCGUGGCGGAGUCUUCGGCGUGAUAGGCUGACCCAGCCUCGCCUGUCAACUGCCCGAUCAUCCGCUGUGUGUCGGAGGCAGGACUAAGUUACUAAAUCCAUACAUAGAACAGCGCUGGUACAUUACAGCUCCGCCAGGCAUCGUUUACGCUUGGCGUUUCAUUAAGUAGCCACUUUGAAAAGGCCGUUGUAACAACUAUCGCAACAGUUUAGCCAGUUUUUGUCAGAAAAUGUCUGAGCAGCCCACACGCCUCGGUCCGUCUCAGAGACCCCGCGUAGCAGCGGCAGCAACCGGCGAAAAAGCCAAACUCACGCAUCCUGGCAAAGCGAUCCUAGCAGGUGCAAUCGCAGGGGGCAUCGAGAUCUGUAUCACCUUCCCAACAGAGUAUGUAAAAACGCAGCUUCAGUUAGACGAGAAAGCCAAUCCACCUCGCUACAGAGGCAUCGCGGACUGCGUGACACAGACAGUUCAGGGACAUGGAGUGAAAGGCUUGUACCGGGGCCUCAGCUCUCUACUAUAUGGCUCUAUACCUAAAUCAGCAGUUAGGUUUGGCAUGUUUGAGAUCCUCAGUAAUCAGAUGCGUGAUGAGACUGGGAGGUUGGAUGCAACACAUGGUUUUGUAUGUGGCCUUGGGGCAGGGGUCAUGGAAGCGGUGCUUGUUGUCUGCCCCAUGGAGACGAUCAAGGUUAAAUUCAUCCAUGACCAGACAUCAGCCAACCCCAAAUACCGUGGCUUCUUCCAUGGGGUCCGAGAGAUCAUCCGAGCCCAAGGGAUCAGGGGAACAUAUCAGGGUAUCACAGCAACUGUUCUCAAGCAGGGCUCCAAUCAGGCCAUCCGGUUCUUUGUUAUGACCUCACUGAAGAACUGGUACAAAGGUAACGACCCCAGCAAGCCCAUGAACCCAAUAGUGACAGGCCUAUUUGGCGCAGGAGCGGGUGCUGCUAGCGUGUUUGGAAACACCCCUUUAGAUGUCAUCAAGACCAGAAUGCAGAGUCUGGAGGCUCACAAGUACAAAAGUACACUGGACUGUGCUGUGCAGAUCAUGAAACAUGAGGGACCAACUGCGUUCUACAAGGGCACCAUUCCCCGACUGGGCCGUGUAUGUUUGGAUGUAGCUAUUGUCUUCAUUAUCUACGAAGAGGUGGUGAAGGUCCUCAACAAGGUCUGGAAGACCGAGUGAGAGCAAAGGGAGAGAACAGAAGGGAGGGAGGACAUGUGCGGACAUCGUGAGACGCAAUCACUGUGCCAAAAGACCAAGUGCUUAAAAGUAUUUCUUAUGUCUCUGAUUUACAUUAUAGUCAUUAUGAUUACAUUACUCUUACUGUAGACAUUGAAAUUUGCACACAGGUGUUUUUAACAGUGGUUCAUCUGCUGGGUAGCAAUAUUUAGUUAUAAAGAAAUUGUUGUGGCAGCAUUUGUUUUAACCUCUAAUGUGCCAGUUGGGUGGAUAGUUAAAAGUAGAGGUUUCAGCUUCAAGGAACAUUCGCUUCUGAUUAGGGGACUAUCUAUGAGUAUCUCGCUGUCUAAUAUUCACAAACACCAUCACAUCCUCACAACACACGCACAAAGUUUCUUUGAGCUAGAGUUGGGAGAAUAAUACAGUUGCAAAGUAUAUAGAAUUUAUGCUUUUGUAAUCUGUUCAGAAUGCUUAUUUGUAAAAUGGAUUGUGGUACUAUUUGUGUUCUAAAAGAGACAUUAAGCUUUCAAAGGAUUUAAUAAAAUAAUGAAGUUUGAUUUAUAGUAGGUAGAGGCAGUAGCACUUUUCCAAAUUUAACUUGGGGCCUUUGCUAUUUUACAUUCCAAAUGUAAUUACUUAUCAGUGGUUGAAUGGGUGUAAUUAAAUGUGCUUUAGAUACACUACUUACUUAUUUAUUUAUUUAUUUAUUUUGAAAUUUGUACAUUAGGAUUAUUUUAAGUGUGAGUAUUUUUACUUGAAUACAAUCUAAGUUAAACAUUUAAAUCUUUGCUUCACUGCUUUUUUUUUUUGUCCAGCUGAGUUAGCAUAUUGUAGACUAAUGUACCCUUUCCACGAUUGUGGCUUAUUUUGUUAUUGUCCACAUUAACAGCAGUUGUUUGGGAUCCAAGCACUGUAGGAACUGGAACCCUAUUGUAUUUUUCCUAAUUAUUCCAAUUCCUUGCUGAAACGAAUCAGCCAGAUGAGACUAAAAGUCCUACAGACAUGAAAUGUUGGUUCAGAGGUACUAGUCCCUCCUGCUGCUCAGGCGCAUGAUUCCAGUCCAAUCACACCAUAGCUGCGUUAGCACACCGAGUCCAUAACUUCCAGUCCAUAACUCCUAUGUCAUACAGACAAAAUUGCUUUUUACAGUGAUUACUAGUCUUCCAGUCUACAAAAAAGCAAACCUUAAAAUUUCAAGAAACCUUAAAUUCUGCCCACAAAUGAUUUUGAAACCAUUUACAUAUUAUGCAAAAUCACAGUCAUAUUCGAAUGCAAACUACUCCUAGGUCUUUGAACAGACUUAUACAAAUCUGGCCCCCAGAUAUUCAUGAGUCUUUAAUAAUGAUUAUUAUCAAAUUAAUGUGAAAAUUAAUAUACCGAUACUGUACAAAAUAUAGCUCCAAGUCAUGAGCAUUUUGUUGGAAUGACAUCAAACUUCACAGGUGGGCAUCCCAAAUGGCUCUGGGGCAGGGCAAUUUUGGCAUACCUGGAUCACUAGUUGGGGCUAUAGCAUCUAAGAAACGGUCACACUCAUUUACGUUAUAUGACUAAUGUGAAACUUGAUACAUAGUUCUAUUUAUACCCAGGAAAAGAUGUCAAAUAUCCUGUGUCAUAAUAGUGCCCAGCCCUCUCACUUCAUACUAGACAUCUCAACCUCUUGAGCUCUUCACUGGGAUCAUGUAGGAUCCUCCCUUCAUCUGUGUUUCACUGAAUGACAUGACACCUCCAGAAGGCUCACAGUGAUGUCUGACAACCCAGACCCACCCCCUUCCGCACUUGGUUUUAAACCAACCAUGUACAAAAAUGUCUUUAUAUGUAAACCCACAUUGGCCACCCUAGUGACUAAGGCCAUACCCAGCCCUGUUAAUGACACCGUUAAUGCCUGCAUCAGUGCCACUGGUUCUUACACCCACAGCACACACAGAGUGUGCUGCCCCAUGCAGCCAAUCACUGCCUAACCCAUAAAAUCCAUUUUGGCGUCCUGAGUAACUAAGUCCUCACCCAGCCCCACUGGCACCAUUAAUGCAUGCUCAGUGCCACCAGCUCCAUCUGGAUCUACCGUUCUAGACAUGACACAACAAUCCACACACCUGCCCAGUCCUCCACAUACCUAAGACACUAAAUACCUUGGCCAUUCCAUUUUUAAAAUACAUUUCCCCAACUAACUUGUGCUUUCCAUGUCCACAGCAACUGACUACCCCUUUCAGCUACUUCAGAUAAUUCCUUCCUUGCUACCCUUAAUUUCCUGCCUCUCAAACCUCGUGCCUCAAAAUCUUUAAGCAAGAAUGUGGCAGACAUACACCUGCCACCCACCUCAGUCUCUCACCUCGUCUCUCACCUCAGUCACCAAAACUGCCCAUUUCAGCUACUUCCUGUCAAAAGCCUCAUCCACUGCAUCCUCAAAUGAAAUUGUUAACUCUAUAAAAUAAGUCUGCUUACUUUCAGAGUACAUCACCAUAUCCAACCUCAGCAUAGUUAAAGCAGUGCAAAAUGGGACCUAUGUUUUCUGUGUACUUCUAUCUAUAUGUCUGUUUGUCUGUCUGUCUCCAAAUAAAAAUUUAAUGUGACUCAUAACCAUUA
Electrophorus electricus (electric eel) is the source of this 3799-nucleotide messenger RNA. Its product is annotated as tricarboxylate transport protein B, mitochondrial. The record is from RefSeq and is a predicted model, not a curated record. Gene Ontology annotation, cellular component: mitochondrion. NCBI's taxonomy places the organism in Eukaryota, Metazoa, Chordata, Actinopteri, Gymnotiformes, Gymnotidae. Gene Ontology annotation, molecular function: citrate secondary active transmembrane transporter activity. Gene Ontology annotation, biological process: mitochondrial citrate transmembrane transport.